This is a messenger RNA of Yamadazyma tenuis ATCC 10573, 1159 nucleotides long. The record is from RefSeq and is a predicted model, not a curated record. Lineage: Eukaryota; Fungi; Ascomycota; Pichiomycetes; Serinales; Debaryomycetaceae.
GGAAAGAAAAAGAUAUAUUUAUCAAUCUAAAGGGGAUACAAAAAAACGGAUAUUCAGUUAUUUAAAUACUUUUGAUUUAGGGUGCGACUCACACCAGAGCAAAUUGGCCACCUCCAUACAAAACGCCCACGACCAGCGUUUUGGCGGCGGUGUUGUGUUUGUUUUGGUAUAUUCCUGUUUGGCGCGCCGUAUUGAUAGGGCGCCUGGGGUGAAACGGGCCCAUUGACCAAUUGCGAGCCACUGCAGGAGACUUACAAGAGACCUCGAGGAGACGCUAGUGAUUGGGGUUUGUUUUUGUUUUGGGUGCGGAUGGCGUGGAAGUUCUGAUAAGUACGCCUGUUCUGUGAGUUAAAAUGGUCACGCAUCUGCCAUCCGCGCGGUCGCGAUACUGGCGGGCGGCGGGAGCUGCGUAGGCACCGGCACGAACGCAGUAUAUGUUGUCACAUGGGGUCCUCCAGAUCAGAUGCAUUGGCAUGCAGUGGUAGGGGAUGCAUUGUUGUUGUUAUGAUUGAUUACCGUAGCCGCGGCACACGCCAUAGCCAGCGACUUAUCGGCAAUUAUUUGCUUGUUUGUUAUUGAAAAUUAGUGGCGGUGGUUUUGGUACAAGGGUGAUUGUGCUCACUGGGAAAAAUAGUAUAUAUUUGAAUGAUUUCUCCCUUUUUCUAACCAGUUGAUUUUUUCUUCUUGAUAUAUCAAUCAAAUUAAAUAAAUAUAAUACAAUGUCCGGUGGUAAAGGUAAAGCUUCUACUAGUGAAAAGGCUUCGACUUCUAGAUCUGCUAAGGCUGGUUUGACUUUCCCAGUUGGUAGAGUUCACAGAUUGUUGAGAAAGGGUAACUACGCUCAAAGAGUUGGUUCCGGUGCUCCAGUCUACUUGACUUCUGUUUUGGAAUACUUGUCUGCUGAAAUUUUGGAAUUGGCCGGUAACGCUGCCAGAGACAACAAGAAGUCCAGAAUCAUCCCAAGACACUUGCAAUUGGCCAUCAGAAACGAUGAAGAAUUAAACAAGUUGUUGGGUGAUGUCACCAUUGCUCAAGGUGGUGUCUUGCCAAACAUUCACCAAUCCUUGUUGCCAUCCAAGAAGGCCAAGGAUAAAGCUUCUCAAGAAUUAUAAUUUUAAGUGUAUAUUAGUUAAUGUAUUAUGAGAGUUUUGGUUAUACU